Messenger RNA from Malassezia japonica, 5037 nucleotides. It is a transcript of the gene SMC1, whose product is annotated as Structural maintenance of chromosomes protein 1. Gene Ontology annotation, cellular component: cohesin complex; nucleus; chromosome. The transcript has 5 exons. The coding region runs from base 1 to 5037 and encodes 1678 amino acids. Gene Ontology annotation, molecular function: DNA binding; ATP binding; protein binding. Gene Ontology annotation, biological process: sister chromatid cohesion. The record is from RefSeq and is a predicted model, not a curated record. NCBI's taxonomy places the organism in Eukaryota, Fungi, Basidiomycota, Malasseziomycetes, Malasseziales, Malasseziaceae.
AUGAGCGCACAGCCCUCUUCUCAGGCUCAUGUGGCGCCCCCUAUCGCCACAGGAAACGAGCCGUUGAACUACAACGCGGCAUUGGACCAGACCGCAACCCAGACGCAGUCCAGCUUGAACGACACGCAGACGCUGUCGGAACCUGGACAGCCACAAAAUGGACAAGUGAGCGAGCCCAAGACCCAUCCUGCCCCGAAUACGACGCAAGCGCAACCACAAGCGCCUGUGGAUGAAAAGACCGCGAACCAGCUCGAGACGGGUCAAGCGGCCAACACGGGUGGCGGUCCGACGCCGUUUAACCACGGUUUUUGGGACCCAAGCUUGAAAGGAGUGCGCAUGGCUUACUUGAAGCCGCUCGGCUUCGUUACGGUGAUUAUGAUGCUUAUUAUUUGGGCUUUCAUGGCCAUGUACUGGGGUUCGCUCUGGAAAGAAAACGAGCGUAGUCCUAACCUGCGUGUUCUUGUUAUGGAUUAUGACGGUGGCGAAAUUGGCUCGUCGAUUGUGGAUGCGCUCAAGCAGGCCAAUUCGGCCCCUCUUCCGCAUCCCACUUAUGUGUUCGCGCAGACGAAUGAAUACCCCAACGAUGACGCGGUCACCAAUGCCAUUGAGCCCCUUCAGGAAUACUGGGGAGCGGUGACCAUUAUGCAGGAUGCGACGAGGAAGCUGCAAGCGGCCCGCUCCAGUGGUGACAACAGCUGGAACCCGACGUCGGUGAUCACCAUCAUGACGAGCACGGCACGCAACUAUGCUGUGGUCCCGAGCAUUGUGUUGAGCCCUACGCAGCGCUUCCUGCAAUCUGCCACUGCCAAGCUGAACGCUCAGCUCUUGCACGAGUUCCUUUCUGCAUCUGUGAACGAUGCCAACGCGAUCAACACGGCACUGCGUGCCCCCCAGACGCUUUCUGGCCCUGUUGGGAUCCGUAUGAACGAGCUGCGCCCCUGGGACCACUCGGUGGCGAUUGCGCCGACCUUUGUUGGUUUGAUUUACCUUGUGAUUCUUACAUUCCAAAUCACGAUGGCGAGCUUUGGUGCGCGUCAGCCCAUUCAAAAGUUUUUGCGCCUGCGCUCCGUCAUUGCGAUGCGCCUUGUGACUCCCAUUGUGGGCUACAUCCCUAUUUCGCUCAUGUUCUCGCUACUGAAUGUUCCGUUCAAGCUUCCGUACGGCCGCACGUUCCCCUAUGGUGGUGGAUUUAUGACGUGGUGGUGUGUUUCGUACAUCGGCAUGCUUGUCAUGGGUCUGGUGCUCGAGUCGGUGAUGACGAUGGUCGGUCUCAAGUUCAUCGGUGUCUUUUUGAUCUUCUUCAUCAUUAGCAACGUGAGCGUGUCCAACCUGCCUAUUGAGCUCUCGCCGAGCUUUUUCAAGUACGGCUAUGCUAUGCCCUUCUACCAGCUGCGUUCCAUCUACAUCACUGUCUUGUUUAAUACGGGAAAGCACAUCUUGAUUCUCAAGUACAUUGGUAUCCUGUGGGCCUGGCUUGCAUUGGUCUUCCUGACCUUCCCCUUUGUGAUCUGGUUCGACCACAACAAGCGCCGCAAGGAGCACGAGAAGCAGGCCGCUGUGCAGCUCUCCGAGGUUGGCCCCAAUGGCAGUGGCAAGAGCAACUUGAUGGAUGCCAUUUCCUUCGUGUUGGGUGUCAAGUCGGCGCAGUUGCGCUCGACGCAGCUCAAGGAUCUUGUGUUUCGUGGAUCAACGCUGCGUGCAGAUGACGAGAGCAGCGAUGACGACGCGCCCGACCGCGCCAGUGUCACGGCAGUGAUCGCCGACGAGAAAGGCGUCGAGCACAAGUUCCAGCGCGUAAUCACGCCUUCGGGGAGCUCCGAGUACCGAUACAAUGGCCGCGUCGUUUCCUACACGCUGUACAACACGCGCCUCGAGCAGCUGAAUAUCCUCGUCAAGGCCCGCAACUUUCUCGUCUUCCAGGGCGACGUCGAGGCCGUUGCCGAGCAGUGCUCCAAGGACCUGAGCCAGAUUAUUGACCAGGUCAGUGGAUCGUAUGCGCUGCAGGAUGAAUACGACGCCGCGCGCACGGCCUACGACGAAUCGGUCGUCCAGUCCUCCGCCUUGGUGUCCAAACGCAAGAACCUCUUGGCCGAGGUGCGCCAGUUCCGCCAGCAAAAAGAGGCCGCGGACCGGCUCGACAAGGUGAAGCUCGACCUGCAUGGGCAUGUACUGCAGCAGCUCCUGUGGCGUCUCUAUCAUAUCCACGAGAUUAUCGAGAUCCAUACGGAUUGGAUCGAGGCACAUGCCGCACGCAACGACCAGAUGCGCAAGCGGUACGAGGAGAAGGAGAGUCACGUCGCCGCUGCGCGCUCUGACGUCGGCCGUGUCCAGCAACGGAUCAUGGCGAAAGAAGGUGAAGAGAAGCAGCUCACACGCACGUUGGACGCCAAGCGGCCGGAAAAAGACAAGCUGAUCGAGCGUGCGGAGCAUGCGCGGCACAAGCAGCGCCAAGCGCAGUCGCUUCAUACCCAGGCCCAGAAGGACUACACUGCGCAGGAAGAGGCGCUGCGCCGCCUCGACGCUGAUAUUGCCCUCGUGGAGCGUACCGCCGCGACGGCGCGCGAGGAGCAGGAAGCGGCGCUGGCUGCUUCUGCGCUGCAACUGAGUGAAGGUGAUCUGCAGACCUACCACGACCUCAAGGCCCAGGCGAGCAGGACAGCCGUCGAGCAGCGCCGCGAGCUCGAGAACCUGGAAAAAGCCCUCAAGGCCAAGGUCGAUCGCCUAGAGAGCAGCGCCGACGUCCGCGGGCAGGCCGAGGCGAAGCGCGAGCGGCUUGCGCAGCAGAGCACGGCACUGGAAGCGACGCUUGCGUCUCUGCACGAGCGCGUGCCACUCGUCGAGAAGGAGAUCCAGCAGACGCGUGAAGCGCUCGCUGCUUUGCAGGCAAAGCGCGGCGAGUUCCGCCAGCGCGAAGAGAAGCUGAACGAGGCGCUCAAGACGUGCUACAACAAACUGCUCCAGAUGGGCCAGGACCAGCGCGUGCACGAGCGCGAAAGCAAGCUGCGCGAGGCGCUGCGGGCGAUGCGCACGCUCUUCCCUGGUGUCCACGGCAAGCUCCUCGACCUUUGUGAGCCGACGCAGAAGAAGUACGAGCUGGCGAUUGCCACGGCGCUUGGGCGCAACGCAGAUGCGAUCGUGGUGAACCACGAGUCGACGGCGAUGGACUGCAUCGAGUAUCUCCGCACGCAGCGUGCCGGCCAGGCCACCUUUAUUCCGCUUGAUACCGUGCAGACGAAGCCGAUCAACGACCGGCUGCGCAGCCUGUCGGUGCACGCGCGCCUCGCGGUGGACGUGGUCCAGUUUCCGCCUGCGGUCGAGCGUGCAGUGCACUUUGCGUGUGGCAGUACGCUGCUCUGUGACACGCUCGACGUGGCGCGCGAGUUGUGCUACGAGCGCAACCAGCGGGUCAAGGCGGUAACGCUUACCGGCACCGUCAUCCACAAGACGGGUAUGAUCACUGGCGGUCCUUCGAUGCAGGAUGCCCAGCGGCGCUGGGACCAGCGCGAGAUGGAGGGCGUCCAGCGCGAGCGCGACCGGUGCAUGGACGAGCUCAAGACGCUGCACCAGCAAAAGUACGAGCUUGGCGACGAGGACGAGCUCACAGCGCAGCUCGCGCGCCACACCUCAUCUCUCCAGGCGCUCCAGAGCGAGCAGGGAGACGUGGUGCGCCGCCAGCAAGAGAUGGCACGCGAGCGUGACAUUCUCGGAAAGCAAGUCCACGACAAGGCGCGCAGCACCGAGGCGGACGCGGCCGAGACCGAGGCGCUGCGCGCCGAGAUUGCCGCACUCCAGCGCACGAUCCACGAUGCGGACGACCGGGUGUUUGGCGACUUUUGUAGCAAGAUCGGCGUCGAGGACGUGCGUGCGUACGAGGCGCAGCAGCAGCAGCUCACCAAUGCGCUUGGCCUUGCCACCCAGCAACAUGCGCGGCAGCUCGCGCGCCUCGGCCACCAGCGCACCUUUACCACGGAGCAGCGCAAGAGCACCGGCGAGCGCCUUGCCUUUCUCCAGGCGACGAUCGACAAGGAGGCCGAGCGCCUGCCCCGUCUGCAGGCGAGUAUGGACGCGUGCGACGAGGAGAUGGACAUGAUCCGUACGCAGCUCGGCGCCAUCCAAGACGAGCUGCGUACGCUGCGUGCCGAGCAAGAGGCCAAGACCGAGGUGCUGAACGAGAAGCGCAAAGCGCUCCAGGCCACGGGUCGCGACUGGGACGUGUACAAAAAAGAGGUCGCGCACCGCACGGACGAGAUGGAGCAGCUGGACGCGGAGCGCACGGCCCUCUACCGCCGCUGCCGCCUAGAGGCGAUCGACCUGCCGCUUGAGCAAGGCGACCUCGGCGCCGUGCCCCUCGAGGAGGACCGCAGCGAGACGCAGCGCGACUAUGGCAUCCAGGUCGACUUUAGCCUCCUGACCGAUGCCGAGCGCACGGACCGCGGCUCGGCGAAGCAGCGCGAGCUGCAAGGGCGUAUCGACGCCGCGCGCGAGGAGAUGGAGCGCCUGCUCCCGUCCGCCCAAGGCGGCAGCCGCCUCGAUGCGAUGCAGCGCGAGCUGCAGACGUGCGAGCGCGACAUGGACGCCGCGCGCGAGCGUGUACGCGAGGCGCGCGACGAGUUCUUCGGCGUAAAGAAGCGGCGUGUCGACCUGUUCCUCAAAGCCUACCACCACAUUGCGGAGCGUAUCGACGGCGUGUACAAAGAGCUCACCAAGAGCAAGGCGGCGCCGAUGGGCGGCGUCGCCUACCUCACUCUCGAGGACACGGAAGAGCCGUACAAGACGGGCAUGCGCUAUCACGCCAUGCCGCCGAUGAAGCGCUUCCGCGACAUGGACCAGUUGUCGGGCGGCGAAAAGACGAUGGCCGCGCUUGCGCUCCUCUUUGCCAUCCACACCUUCCAGCCCGCGCCGUUCUUUGUGCUCGACGAGGUGGACGCGGCACUUGACUCGCACAACGUCGCGCGCGUCAGCGACUAUAUCCGGCAGCACGCCAGCGACCAGUUCCAGUUUAUCGUGAUUUCGCUCAAGGUACGGGUAUCUUGCUGA